GAAAAACUUUCAUAAUACUUCUAUAGAAGUUUUUUCCGAGAAGUCUUCUAUAAAAAGUUAAAUUUCUGACAAACUUCGGUCAAUUGCAAAACUAACAUAUUUAUCCGAGAAGUCUUCUCUGGGAUUUUCAGGUUUUUUUUCUUAAUAAAGCAAAGUUAGAAAACUUCUAGGAAAGUUUUCUUGAUGUAGAGCACAUCUGGUGAAGUCUUCUGAAAGUCUUCGCGAACAGAUAUGGGAAAAAAAUGAUUUCAUACUUUGAGCCGGUGAGAUUACUUGGUUUGCUUCUCCAAGCACCCAGAACUUUACUACAAAAGCUACUAAGUCGUUAAUGACCACGAAUCAUGAGCUUCAAUGUCUCUAUAAACCUUACAAAGCUUAGAAUCAAAAUCUUAGUUUUUUGAAUGAAUUUAAAGAGAUAGUGAAAGAUAUGUGAUUUGUGUGCAUAAUUAAUGAGAUAUGAAGAGUAAAAAUCGAAACUUUGGUGCAUUAAGAACUUCAAAUUGGUUGUUCAGGGUGGUUAGUAUAUUGACGACAAUGUCAAUAUUGUAAAUACUUGGUGAAGAUGAGGAUGAUAAGGUAAAAGAAUUAUUUUCAAGAAAAGAAACGAAAAAAAUGUAAUUUCAUUUUCGUGAAUUUCACGAACUUUUAGGAUGAAUAGGGAAAAAAAUUCAAAAAGAAAAUGAGUUAUUUUUGUGUUUGACUUGAAAUUUUUGGUCAUAUUUGAAAAAAAAAAACCUUAACUAAUAGUUUAUUAAUCCUUCUAUAAUUCAUAACAUUAAAUAAUAUUUAUAAUAGUUUGUAAUAACAUAAUAAUUUAACGUUAAAAAAUUGCUAAAUAUAUUUCAAUUUAAAAAAAAAAUCUAUUAUGAAUAAUAUAAAUUAUAUUGAAAAUUUCUCAUUCCCGAUAAUAUAGAUGUCAAAUAUUUCCGUUACAUGGAUUUAGGAAAUCUCCAAAUAAAUAUAUAAAAAAGUUUGUAGAUAAAUAUUCACUAAAUAAGUUAAAUAUACCUUAGCUAAAAAAAACUAAAUUUAAAUAUGCAUGAUGGAGACCAAUUGCCUUGGAAUAAUUGACCCAGGCUCAUAUUUUUUUUCUAGUGUAGUACUUGAACCUAAUUUUUCUAUAUACUUCACAUAUAUUCCUUUAUAACAAAUAAAAUAUCAUAGCAUAUACUACCCCUUUGAUAUAUACCGAAAAAUAUAGUUUUCGUGUUGAAACAGUUGCUUUCUAUAAUAGAAGUUAAAAAUGAUAUGUGGACAAAAAAAGUUAAAAACGAUAUUCUGUCAUUAAAUAAAACAAAAGAAAAAGAAAAAUUAUUUUUUGUAUUAAAAAAAAGAAGAGCAUCUCUUGUACGAGAAAUGUGGUGAUUGCGUGAGAAUGUGUGCAUGGACACUCGAGGGAUCACAUGGUUCAAUUUUGAUACUUUUAUCAGCUAGAGAAGACGAACAUGCAUGACAUCUUUCUCGACAAGUUGAAUGUUCACUAUAUAUUAAAUUACAUAAUUAUUCGAACUGCAUAGGGUUAUUAAACAUUAUAUAGUGAACUGAUCAUUUAUAUAUUUUGAAGAUAACAACCUAUUUAAUCAGUUGGGUCUUGUGUGACAACUAACAAGAACUUGCAGCGCAUAAAUUUAUACUAAGGUCGCCGACACCCGAAACUAUAUAUGAAUAUUAAUGUAAGUUAUAGACUAUUUUGCGUGAAACAGAAAAAAAAACCGUGUGUAAUCAUCACGUAACUAAUUGUUCUAUAUAUGGACUGGGCUGUGAUAUAAUUAUACAUUUUGGACUAUAUUUAGAUCCACGACAAAUUACUUUUUUCUGUUGGAAGGGCAUCUAAAAAUUAUUUUUAAUUGCCACCUAGGUACUACCAAAAAGAACAGAUUUAUUAUUUUCUUGUAUGCUUUAAUAGAAAAAAUAGUUAUUAUAUCUAAUAUCUAAAGCUUGUUGGUGUCAUUUUCUUCAUGGGUUUUACUUGCUAUAUUUACCUUCAACUAGAGCGAACCACAUCCACGGUCGUGUUACAACCAACGGGUCACGUGUGAAAUGUCACAUACUAAAUUUAAAUUCUCUUUGUAUAAGUAAUUCAAUAUUCUCUUUGUAUAAGUAAUUCAAUAUAAGUAAUUCAAUAUAAUUCAAAAAAAAAGUAAUUCAAUAUUUUGAUUCUUAAAUAGAAUUAGCUUUAAUCUUUUAAUCCACAACUUUGAAUUUAUUAAAAUAAUUAGCACAAUACCUCUGACAUUCAAAGAUCAUAAAAAUGCUUCAUGUUAAGAAGUUCUAGAUCUGCUUCUGAACACAUCAAAUCCUGUUAAUAAUAUGGAUGGGGAAAUUUAUAGAAGCCAUUAAAAUACAAUCUUGAUGAUAUUCUAAACAAAGAAAAUGGUUGUUCAUUAAUUAGAAACCACUAAACUAUAGUCUUGGUGAUAUUUAAAACAAAAAAAAAUGUUGACAGGUUCUGCAUUUAUUUAAGAUUCGAGUCUAGUAGUUAAUCAUGGUGGUUGAAGAUAUAAAUAGCAUGUGAACUGAUUAAGCGAUUGAUUCAUAUCCGGAGAGAAGAAAAAUGGUAUGAACAUCUAAGCGUUUGCUUAAGACUUUUACUUCUUGGAUUCUAUAUAGGAUGUUAAUUAAUCAUAUUUAACACCUUCAAGUGACGAUAUUUAAUUGUUGUUGGAUUAUUUUAGAUGUAUAUAAAGAAUCCAAGAUCUCGUACGGUACGGCGUUUUUCUAGCAAUAGUCGAUGCAGAUCGUUUAUUGCCGGACCUGCUGGCCUUAGAAGUUGGGAAGUAUAAUAGUUUAAGAACUAAUUUUUUUAAUUAUUGUUGUUUCAUGAGGACAAGGCAGAAAAAAAAUAUAUUGUUUCUAUAAAUUAAUGUUUUCAAUUUAUUCACAUAUUUACAAUAAAAUAUCUUGUGAUCCAAACAUUAUAAUAUACACGAUAUAUCGAUCGAAAACUACUAUCGUCUUUUUUUUUUUUUAAAACUACUAUCGUCAAGGAUUAUUAACUAGCCAAAAAUUCUUUUAAAAAGGUGAAGCGUCCAAAUAUUUUAGUAGCUUCUGAAAAUCCCCCAAAAAUAAUAUGUUAAUAGCUAAUAGUGAUGAUAGAAUCGUUCACGCAAUAACAAAACAGCCAAUCGAGCUAAACAAUGUACGCGAAGGUGGAUCUAGCUAGAACCAAUAUAAAUGUUGUGUUUCUUUUAAUGUUGUGUUUCUUGUUUUGGUUUGAUGUUAAUACCACCACAAUAUAUAAAUACAGAUUGGUGUCAUGCUCCCACUCUAUUUAGUCUUUAACAUUCUACUUUGAAUUACAUUCUCUUCCUCACACCUAAACAACAUCAGUUAGCCAAGGAAGCAACAUGCAUGUGAUGAUGCACAGAAUCUAUUUUCUAUCUCUAUAUUUAAUAUCACUAUUGUUUCUCUGCCUUCAUCCUUUCACCAUUUCAGCCGACGAUAAUUCCACCACCGGCAUUGACAAGUGGUGCAACCAAACUCCUUAUCCUGAUCCAUGCAAAUGCUACUUCAAAAACCACAAUGGUUUCCGACUGCCGACACAGCUAUCCGAGUUCCGACUAAUGCUGGUGGAAGCAACCAUGGAUCGGGCUAUAUCCGCCCGGGACGAGCUUGCUCGGUCAAGUGGGAACUGCACUGACUACCGGAAGCAAGCCGUUUUUGCUGACUGCAUUAACUUAUAUGAAGACACGAUCGUGCAGCUAACUCGGACGCUAGCUGGCGUGGCUCCAAAAGCCGGUGCUGGAAAAAAGUGCACCGACUUUGACGCUCAGACGUGGCUGAGCACCGCACUUACAAACAUCGAGACUUGCCGACGCGGCUCUUCCGAUCUCAACGUCUCAGAUUUCAUUACACCGAUAGUUUCAAACACCAAAAUCUCCAACUUAAUAAGCAACUGCUUAGCUGUCAACGGAGCCCUCUUGCCCACCGGUAACAAUAGUACCACCACUGCUGAUGGAAAGGACUUUCCGACGUGGGUAUCCGGUAAAGAGAGGAGACUUCUACAGUUGCAAUCAGCGCGUGCUGUACGAGCUAACAUCGUGGUUGCCAAGGACGGGUCGGGUCAAGUCACGACGGUGCAAGCGGCUAUAGACGUGGCUGGACGGAGAAAGUUGAUGUCAAAGAGGUUUGUGAUAUACGUGAAGAGAGGGAUAUAUCAAGAAAACAUAAACGUACGUCUCAAUAACGAUAACAUAAUGUUGGUCGGAGAUGGAAUGAGAUCCACCAUUAUCACCGGUGGUCGAAGUGUCAAAGGUGGUUACACCACUUACAACUCCGCCACUGCGGGUAUUGAAGGACUUCACUUCAUAGCCAAAGGCCUAACAUUUCGGAACACGGCAGGACCUGCCAAGGGCCAGGCCGUGGCACUUCGGUCAUCCUCAGACCUCUCAAUCUUCUACAAAUGCUCAAUCGAAGGAUACCAAGACACAUUGAUGGUCCACUCGCAACGUCAAUUUUACCGCGAGUGCUACAUCUACGGAACCAUUGAUUUCAUAUUUGGAAAUGCAGCUGUAGUUUUUCAAAACUGUAUCAUCCUCCCUCGCCGGCCACUACAUGGUCAAUCCAAUGUCAUAACCGCGCAAGGUCGUGCUGAUCCAUUUCAGAACACAGGGAUCUCUAUCCAUAACUCAAGAAUCCUACCGGCCCCUGAUCUCAAACCGGUCCUCCGUACUGUUAAGACAUACAUGGGCCGGCCUUGGAUGAAGUACUCGCGCACUGUGGUACUCCAGACGUAUUUGGAUAGUGUUGUGAGUCCAUUCGGAUGGUCACCGUGGAUCGAAGGUUCCAUUUUCGGCUUAGACACGCUGUUCUAUGCGGAGUAUAAGAAUAGCGGACCAGCUUCCUCCACGCGGUGGCGUGUUCGUUGGAAUGGGUUUCAUGUGUUGAAAAGAGCUUCCGAUGCUUCUGCUUUCACCGUUGGAAGAUUUAUCGCUGGUCCUGCGUGGCUCCCACGCACAGGCAUACCCUUCACUCCCGGCCUUUAAGGCUAUGCAUCUCUGGUUCUUUGUUACCUUCUUCAUGCUUUAAAUUACAAUGAUAUAAAAGAGUUUACGACUGAAUAUAAUUCAUUAUGAAUGAAGUUUUAACUACGGAUGAACAAAAA
Molecule: messenger RNA, 5104 nt
Organism: Brassica napus (rape)
Lineage: Eukaryota; Viridiplantae; Streptophyta; Magnoliopsida; Brassicales; Brassicaceae
Product: probable pectinesterase/pectinesterase inhibitor 59
Exons: 2
Coding region: 3348-4985 (545 amino acids)
Biological process (GO): cell wall modification
Molecular function (GO): pectinesterase activity; pectinesterase inhibitor activity
Source: RefSeq, a predicted model, not a curated record